This is a messenger RNA of Pecten maximus, 7489 nucleotides long. Its product is annotated as alpha-1,3-mannosyl-glycoprotein 4-beta-N-acetylglucosaminyltransferase C-like. The transcript has 4 exons. The coding region runs from base 47 to 1588 and encodes 513 amino acids. Gene Ontology annotation, molecular function: acetylglucosaminyltransferase activity. The record is from RefSeq and is a predicted model, not a curated record. Lineage: Eukaryota; Metazoa; Mollusca; Bivalvia; Pectinida; Pectinidae. Gene Ontology annotation, biological process: protein N-linked glycosylation.
UACAGCGGUAGAUCAGGUUGUAUCUGUCCGGCUGUAAGUGUGUGUAAUGCGUCAUUUUAGGAUCAAAAUGUUUGUCUCACGUAGAAAGUUGAUAUCAGCCUUGGUCUUUAUCGGUUUGUUUACAGUGACCGGAAUUUGGAUGCAGUUUCUCAAUGUAGCCAAUUCAGAAAGAUUUUUUGUCCAAAGAAUAAAAAAGGGAAAACCAACACAAUCACAUGUAAUGAACAGCUAUAUUGACUCGGUUGAGGAGAGCGUCACGGGAAUGGAAUACCUAAAAGAAAAUGCAGGAACUUGGCGACAACAGGCGAUAAUGUUCCCACCUCAAAAUAUAUCAAAGCGUUUUAUGACAAUCGGGAUACCGACAAUAAAACGAGAGAAUAAAACAUAUCUAUUUGAUACACUAGAGUCUCUCUUCAACUGUUCUACCGAGAAGCAACGUGAACAGAUUUACAUUGUCAUAUUAUUGGCUGAUUUCAACAGAGAAUGGAAAGAAAAUAUUACUCAUAUCCUCAGCGAAAAGUAUCCAAAGUCUAUCCGCACGGGGUUGUUACAAGUCAUAGAAGCGCCAACAGAGUUUUACCCACCAUUUAAAAAUCUAGAACAUACCUAUCGGAGGCAUUCAAAAGCGAAAAGGAAGUGGCGUGCUAAACAAAACUUUGAUUAUGCAUUUUUGUUUAUGUACAGUAAACCGUUGUCAACGUACUACAUGCAGUUGGAGGAUGACGUCUAUACUGUCCCAGGAUACCUGACACGUAUUCGGAAUCAUUUACUACAGGAUGACGGAUGGGUUUGUCUAGAAUUUUCCGAAUUAGGAUAUAUUGGGAAGGCUUAUCAUUCAACAGAUUUGGAAAAGUUGUCUAGGAUGAUAUUGUUAUUCUAUGUGGAGCAGCCAGGGGAUUUUACGUACAUGCAUUUUAAUUCUUUGAUGUUGCAAUUUCAUAGAAGGAUAGUGCGUCCAACUUUGUUUCAACAUGUUGGCUUGCAAUCUUCUCUCCGAGGUAAGAUUCAGAAGCUGAAAGACUCAUAUUUCACUAAAAAUCGAAAGCGUUUCGAUAAAGAAAAUCCGCCCGCAAAAUUGUUCACAACUAUACAAAAACUGCAAAACUCGAAUCCGUUGUUUAUGGCGUACGAUAUGGCGGGUGGCUUUUUCUGGACUAAAUGCGGUCCGGAAGUGAAUGAUACUAUCACGAUCGUAUUUGACACCCCCCAGAGCAUUGACGAAGUGAUCAUUCAGACGGGGACAGACGAAUAUCCACAUGAUACACUAAAUGAAGGAAAGCUUGAAGCUAGCCUCGGCUUGAUCAAGGUGAAUAACAGCAAUCAACCGGAGUGUACAAACAACGUGUUUCUUGGAAAUUUCCAAGAUGGUAAUAUACAUACAACAAACAUAAGUAAAUUACUUGGGUUCCGCAAUGUGAGAUGUCUACGUGUAACUGUGAAAAAGAAACAAAAAAAAUGGUUGAUUGUCCGAGAAAUCGCCCUGUUUACCCGUGAAAAUUCAAAAAAAAACAUGGUCAAUUCUACUAUCAUAAGUAAUGUUGAGAAACACCAUUUCCAGUUUAUUUCUUCUACAUCAGUAAAUUUGUAGGUCAAUGUUUUACUAGGGGCGAACUUGAUUCUAGCUUGCCGUUUUGUGCCGGUUGUCCGUUUUGAGCUUGCCGCCGACACGUACAUUCAAGGAAACCGGCUCAGUUGCAAUAUGGCCAACAUAGACCAAAACAUAUUUUUUUUUAAUUUAUUUUAUGUUCCAAAGGCAUUGUAAACAUCGAAUGCUGCAGAACAUUCAAAAUCAACUUAUUUUCCUAUAUGUAUCACUUAAAUAGCCUGACAGGCUCAAAACAAGUUGGCAUUCUCCAUGUUCUCACUUAAUCUAACCUUUCGGAUAAACACGUCGCCAUCUUGUUUGCCGAUGUACCGAUGUUUCCAAACCAGUGGGAAUUUUCACUGAUUGGCACUUGCCGAAAUUGUGCGAGCAUAUUCGGGUCACCAUCAAGUAAUUUUGCCGCCUUGCCGCCGGCACGUCAGAAUCAAGUUCGCCCUGAAAGCGUGGUGUCGCUUUAGGAACGCGCUCUUGUUAUUUGCAUGAGCAUUUUGGAUUUAAAGAGGGUAUAAUUGAUAGUGUCUUUUGUAGAAACCAAAAUAGUUUACGAGUAUGGAUGAUAUUUAUCUUACUGGAUUGGCAUUAUUCUGCAUUUAACUGGUAAAUGUUAUACAUCAAGUGGUUGUUUUAUAUAUUUCUUUUUUUUCUCUUUCUCUCUCUUUCUUUUCAUUUUUUUUUAAAAAGUCACAUAAAACAUCAGCUUAAGCACUAGUUGCAACUUUAAAAAAAUAACUAACGAGAGUGAACGAAUAUUAAAUAACCAGAAGUUUGCAUGCCAUAUUUCUAUCAUAAUAAUACAAAAAAAAGCUGUUCAGAGUAUUAAUUGGUUGAAUAACAUCCACUUAUUAUGGUAGAAAAUGUUUGCCGUUUGUAUUUACGGUAUGUUUCUUUUCAAUUUUCGCAAUAGUUCGUUUUUUUACAGUAUGAAAAUACCAUUAUAUAUUUUAGAAUUCAUAAAUGUUAAGAGACGCUUUCGGUGAAACGUAAGUACUGUUGACAAUGGCUAUUGGCAGGGUAUUUAAGAUUACGAUUGUUCCUGUGAAUAAGACGUUCGAGUGGUAAUUUGUGGAGAUGUGGUGGACCUGAAAUUGUGAUGUUGAAUAUAAAAUAAGGUUAUCAUCAUUUGUACAGCUAGACCGUUUAUAGUUUUGUACAGAAGACUGGAAAAGCAGUUAUUCGUCUAUAUUCGGAAGUGUUCCAGCUUAAAGUCUCAAAUAUUUCUGUUUGUAAAGUUAUAGCGAAAAAGUGUGAAUCUAACAGCUCUUCUUUUGGAUCAUCUCUACUAAAUUGGCGAGGUUUGCCCAAGGUUUUGCCUCCAUGGAUCCCAAAGUGACUACAACAUUCUACAUUAGGACAUAUGCGUGUUUUAUAUCUGCAAGCUAUGUGGUCUUAAAGUUGCUUGCUUUGGUGUUUCUCCAGAUGGAUCCGAGUGAUGCAUUGGCCUUGCAAGGUACAUUUAUAUUGCUGAUGUGACUUCCAUCGAAAAUUUCAUAGUGAUCUGGAUUGGAGGACAUUAAACAGGCUUCUUCCAAGAUGUCCAGUACCUUCAUUCUACAGGACCAAUGUAUCUAUAUCAGAGGAGAUAAUAGUGCUCCCAGAAAAAGGUCUGAGCUGACUCGAUGGUGUCUGAAAGGCUAUGGAUAGGAGAAAUCGACAGUACUGCGCCCUUUGUAUCUCUUAACAGGACUUGACACAAAUAGGAUUCCUCGAUGUUGACGACAAUAGUUUGUCUACGAUGAAUGAGAAAGUUUACUAGCUAUGUUAUGACAGGUACUAAUUAUAUUGAUGCCAAAAUGAAAAAGUUUCAGAAUGAGUCUUGGCAUGAUCUACUUUGUGCCUUUGAGAAGUCACAGAUUUCAGGGAUACGAGAUGAACUCUUUUGUGAAAGCGUCCUUCCUAACUGUUACACUGUAUUUCUUAUUUGUGUUGUUUGAGAAAAUCUCAGCACCUCGGAUACCAUGUGAUGAGUAAGAUUCAGUCCCUAAUGUUAUAUUAGUUGUUUUACUUUACUUUAUAUUUUUUGGAACUUUGUUUUUGAUUUACUGACAGUUGAGGUAAAGGAUGGCUCUUCUGCAAGCACCAUAUUGUUUAUUGUCGCAGGUUAUUAUGAGAGGGUGUAGCCUGGGGAUGCAUUAAUAUCAGAUGGAAUCGUCAAAGUGUAGUGAAUAUUAGAUAUGUGCAUCUGGUACAACGUAUCUGAUGAGUAAAAUAAGAUUGCAUGGUAAAUUAGAAGGGCAUAUUGCCAAGAACAACCUUAGUUUGUCACAUGACUUCCUAUACCAGGACAGGAUAAAUGAUGCCACUGCUUACAUGCUAUAUUUAUCGUUCUAUGAGACAUUCUGUUGACAGUAACCACGUUCAUGCCUGGUGACUGAUAUUACUAUUUGGCCCUGGAUUUGGGUUUAUGUCGGAUAUAGUGGAGGACAGAGUCUUUUAAGGAGGUUGUCUAAAUAUGAUUUCAAUGAAGGAAAGGCUGCCGUUUGCCAUUUUUGUGUGAGCUGUAUUAUCCAAAGGUUUGUAAUUUAUAUAGGUUUGAAAACGUAGAGCGAAAGCUAUGUAGUAAUGAGGUGUGGACAAAGGUCGGAACAUUGUGACUGUGGUAAACUGGAUCAGUGCAAAGUUUUACCGGUUGCAUUUGUGUACUCACCAAAUAGAGAUGUACGAAGACUGUCGCUGAGAUAUGGAAACCACGUGCACGUGCUCGAACAGGAAAAGUGAGGACAACACAGACCUGGAGUAAGUUGAAUAUGACGAUGGGCUAUGAGCACUCUUCGGAAAGAUGAAACCAUGAUGUGUACCACCCAGGAAGUACGAGCCGGAAGUGUUUAGUUUAAUCGGUUUAACGAAGCUAAGCUGGGGUAAAUCAUUUAUUAUAUUUCGCUGAUAUUUACAUAUCCCAUGGUGACCUCUGUUGUAAUAAGUAGUAAUUCAUUUGUUUUAUAAUAGUUAUUAUUUUAAAUGUUUUAGUCGUUGACAACGACAGAGGGAUAUCGAGGUAUGAAAUUGUAUUACGAUUGUUUGUGUACUGUAUAUCCUGUGAUUAGUGAUGAUUAUUAAGUAAGGUCAUAUCCAUUAAUUGAAGUGUUAUUGCGUAUUUUAGCGGAAAUAAACCGAAAGUUGGUCCAGUCGUAGUUAGGUUACGCUUGCAUCAAUUUGAUAUUUUUAAUUUUUUUUCUUAAAAGCAUAUUAAGGCAGGGAGGACGGUGAAGGUUGACCCAGGAGCCAUUGGAAUUAUUUAUAGUCGAGCUACAAAAUGUAAUCAUAUACUACGUCAUAGUACAGUCAUACGAUUAACCAUUGAUCCAGAUGUUGACAUAUAAUUCAAUUUACCCGUUAUAUCAUUAGUUAUCGACAUAAAAAAAUAGUCUAAAGGUUAUUAGGGGAAAAUAAUUUGAAAAAUAAGAUAAGCUCACCAAUGCCUGAGAUAUUAUUUGUUAAUGCAUUUGGGUGUGUUGUGAAGCAUAACACAGCACAUACUAACUUAGAUCCUUCUCAUAUUUAUUAUAGAUUAACUUUAAUUAUGAAAUUUUGCAGCUUAUCUAUUUAUUCUCACAUCUUCUUUUUACAUUGUAAAGGCUGCAAUCCUUCAAGUAUCACUCACUAUUUCUUGCAUAAGUAACGCAGCUUCUGCACUGUAUACAUGUACUGGUAGCAAAAAUAAUGGGCAAAUAGUGGUUUUAGGUGGCUGGAUGGACCAACUACAGCAUAACAGUUCCCUGUAUAUUUCAUAGAAACUAGAAAUUAAACUUCUAGUCAAUAUAUCAAAUCUUUUGAUAUCUGAAAGUAAGAUAUAUUCAUUUUUAUUGAUGCCCCUCUCUUCAAAUGUUUCAAAUCUAUCUGUUCUAUUUAAAUUCUCUUUGUGUAUUUCAAGGUUAUUAUUAUGUGUCUAUAUCUUAAAGACAAAUAAGAAACAAAACUGGACACAUACUAUUUCACUUUAAACGAGGCAAGUUUAAGGAAUGUUCGAAAAAGGUACACACAAAUAGUAUAUAAGUUUCAUAGUUUAAUAAGACAACACUUGGUCUAUAUUACUGUCAAAGCACAGGGCAUUGUCUUUAUGAGGAUAUAAGAUUAUUGUUAUAUAUAUGUAAAAUAUAUAUUUUAGGUGACCAUGAAAUGUCUUAGUUCCAGAUAAUGUCAGCCAGUUGUUUAUAUUUUGGUUCGAAUAUUAGUUUGCUUUGUUGUUUUCCGGAAUAGAAAGGGUUGCCGCCACGAAGCGAGAAUGAUGUUGUGUUGUCAUUUCUCUGGGUAAUUCCCCCAACGUAUCCCUCGAUUGUAACAUGGUGGAGAAUCCAAAGUCAAGGAAACCUCAACUGCCAAGCAAGUGCCUCAUCGUUUUAUUUUGAUUUUAUCGUCGAAUCGAAUGUGAACUUAUUAUUUGCGUAAGCACGUGUGUGGCAGGCAGCCGCUGUGACCGUUUGAUGUGUGUUAUGCCUAUGAUGUGACUAUAUUAUCCAAACACUUUGCCGUUUCAUCUGUCUUUGUGAUUGACACGAUUUAUACCAUUGAGAUGCUACUAAAUCAGAUAGUACGAAUAUUACAAACCUAUGACUUGAGGUUCGAUUCCUUACCGUUUAAAUACGAGCUCAAGGACGACCAGCAUCAUUUAUCACUUAGUAUUGAGUGGGAUUUGACAGGUCAUGGUGAUUCCUGUGAUAUUAUCAAGGUUAAACCGAAAUCAAAGUCGCCGUCACAGAUCAGUCCCGGUAAGCGACGAACCAAGGCAUGGAAAAGGCGAAAAAGGAUUAAGAGUCAUGAUCGGGUGGUUAUUCCAAAGAGUACAGACUCUGGUGUAUCUGUUGAACCUGCCUGUGUAGAGGAAGUUCAGAAGCAGAAGCCAGUUUUACGUAGUGUAAGUGUGAUGACACAGUGUGACCCUAACCCUGUUAAGCCUAUCAGCAUUGAGCUUAAACCUGAGGUUAUUGCUACAUCAUGUGUAAAGUCGCCUUCGAGUCAUCCAAAGACGGCGCUAUUGAAUAUUGGUAAACCCGUUUGUGAAGGAAAGUUGAUUUCUCAACCAACAGGUCAACCUUUCAAUAAUGUGAACCAGAUCAACCCUCCAAAAACUAUCAAAGCUGGAUUCGUUCGUGAGGAGAUAGCCCAUUCUCUACCGACAAGUCUGUGUGAUGAUGACUUUGGGUGGGACACAAACCCAUUUGCUCAACAAAUGUCGAGAAAGAGGAACUUGACAUCUUCGCAAGUCAAUCAUGUGACCACUGUUUUGAAACCGUCCAAUUUUGACAGUAUUGUGAAAACGUCUGAUGAUGGGACAUACUCGAUCAACUCAAAAGACCUACUAGCAUUUCUAAUAAAUAAGUGAUUAUAUAAUUUGACAAUAUCUCAUUACUGAAGUGAUUUAAGCCGGUGUUGUACAUUGUCGAGUAAUAUUGAUAAUAUUAUCCAGUGGAAAUUAUAUAAACAGUGUAUAUAUACGUACUAUACAUUUUAGUUACAGCAUAUAUACAUGUAUAUAUUACAGAUUAUUGUGUUGUGUGGUGCUGCAAUUGUGUCUUAAUUAAUCUAGUGAGAUUAUGAUGUUUCAGUUUUAUAUAUUAUGUUAUAGUGAGUAACAUUUCUAUUUGACAUAUGGACUUUGUGGAAUGACUGAAAACUUUAAAUGUUGAUAAUCAGAUCAUUGAUUUAUAAUUAAUAACUACAUGUAUGUACUUUGGGUUUCUAAUUCAUUUCAUGGUUCUUCAAAAAAUUUCCCUAGGGUUAAAUUUUUGUUUUGGGGGGGGGCAUGUUAUAUAUAUGUAAAAUAUAUAUUUUAGGUGACCAUGAAAUGUCUUAGUUCCGGAUAAUGUCAGCCAGUUGUUUAUAUUUUGGUUCGAAUAUUAGUUUGCUUUGUUGUUUUCCGGAAUAUAAAGGGUUGCCGCCACGAAGCGAGAA